UGUAUGUAAUUAUUUAACUCAGUUUUCUUGUACCGGUACAGGGCCUAGGAUUCGACUGAAUUUUAAUCCAUCGUUUGUAAGAUGGUACGUUUGUGUUGCAUUCCAAUCUGUCGCAAUGCAAAAACUAGCUGCAAUGACGGCGCGAGUUUGUACCCAUUUCCUGUAGAUCCUGAGCUACGACAAAAGUGGAUUGAAUUCGUCGGUGUAGACCCGAACAAAUUCCGUUGGAAGAUCAAGUUCAUCUGUUCGGAUCACUUUCUCGAUUCCGAACUUACCGAAGAAAAUGGACAAACAAAACUUCUCACUGGGGCUAUCCCGGUGGUGUAUUCCUAUGAAGAAAAAACAGAUGACAUUCAGCAGAAGGAUGUAAUGAUAUCGGGAAAACCUGCCGUUGCGAUUACUGCUAAAGCGGUCGAAGCAGGGGUUGAAGAAAUUGAUCUGAGAUCAACGUUCUGUAGGAUUUGCCUAAAAAAACAGACCGGUUUAUUGCCUUUCAGUUCUAAGUUGCAUAAUAAAACACUGACCGAUAUUAUAUACAGCUUCUCCGGAAUGAGGAUCGAUUGUAGUGGUAGGGUCCCUACGAAGAUUUGCGUUGGAUGCGUUUCAAAAGCAGAUCUUGCUUACAGCGUUCGAAUGGAGUUUAUUCAUAAUGCGCGAAUACUACAAAAUAUGCUACGAAACGGACAACUGGAACAUCAUUAUAGAUUCUAUGAAACCCACAAACAUGCCCGGGAGGGAGAGAAUGAAAUAUACUUGAAUAACUUGAUUUCGACCAUAAAGCUUGAAAUCACAAAACAGUCAACCGAAGAACAAUUGAAACAGCCUGAAAAGACCCAAGAAGAACUGAACACCGAGGAGCAGAUAUCAUCCAAUUAUGUUGAGUUUGGUACUGCGAAUGCAUCUAUAGAUUCAAAAAAAGUGAUUCUGGAUGGGUCCCCUUAUGAGGGAGAUGAGCAAGAGGUAAAGGAUGAACCAUUCGUGGAACAUGAUAAUUCUGCGAACAUAUUAAAACACGAAAUAUUGUCGGACUCAUCGGAAGACGAGAGCGAAGGGAAGUUUGUUUUUUCAUGGGAAGAGUUGUAUAAACCACCAAAAACAACUCAGCCACCGAGGCGUGUUAUCGAGCGUCUACCGAAACCUAAAUUUGUUCCAAAUACUUGUUACAUCUGCAACACAUCGUACGCUGACGCCGAUGUACUCGAUACGCACCUGGAAGAGCACGUUAGUAUAGUGCCACACACCUGCGCUGAAUGCAGCACACCAACGAAUCCUUCGGUCCAAAGAUCGCUGGUUUCGCUCAACAGGCAUCUUCAGUCACAUCUGUAUCCGUAUAAGUGCAAUGAAUGCCCAUUGCGUUUCCUGACAAUUCCAACCUUUUCGGAACAUCUUGACACGCAUGACGAUACGUUCAAGGACGGCUACACGUGUGAAUACUGUGGAGAUUUCUACACCAUGAAGCGACGUUUUAUGAUUCAUAUUGCGAAACACCGCGCGAUUGAACUGGGUAAAUAUAAGUGCGAGCACUGCGGGAGGGCAUUCGGCAACACUACGAUUCUCAAGCGUCAUGUCAGGAUACACACAGGUGAGAAACCGUUCGAGUGCAAAAAAUGUGGCCGUACUUUCAACCACGAGGAAAACUUCAAAACACACAAGCGAAUACACAUUGGAGAGAAGGCAUACGUCUGUGAAGAUUGCGGGAGAAAGUUCACCAGUGGAACCAUGCUGCGCUAUCACAUGGCGGAGCAUUAUCCGGAUGAUCCAAAAUAUCGGAUUCAGAAAAGAGUUUCACAGCCCCGCAUCAACUCUCAGGGCCAAGGCACCGAUCCGAAACUGUACAUAUGCGUGGUGGAAGGAUGCGAGUACGAGACUUUCAUCUAUAGGCAAUUUUUCUACCACAAGAGUAUGCACACAAAGAAAUUCCAAUGUGAACAGUGUGAUAAGCGCUUUCCGUUCAAAAGUUCUCUGGCCAGACACCAAAUGGUGGCGCACGAAGGUAAGGGUCCAGAGAGAAAUUUGAAGUGUCCGUACUGUCCGAAGUUAUUCUACUGCAAGGUGAAACUUAAAGUCCAUAUCGACAUCCACGAGGAUAAUCGACGCUAUAAAUGCAAGUUUUGCGGCAAGGCCUUCGUGCAGAAGCCGAAUUUAACGGCUCACGAGAAAAUCCACACCGGGGAAAAACCGCAUGCCUGCAGGUUUUGUCCGGCCGCGUUCAUCUCCUCGUCUGCGAGGAAAAAACACGAAAAUACACAUCAGGACGCACAGUUGAAACAGAUCGACAGUAUCUCCAUAAAACAGUCUGAGGUAGUGAUGGAAGAGGUUGAAGAAACUAUAGAACAUAUUGAGUUUGAGCCGGAAUUAGAGGUCGAAGUUAGCGUUGAUGGAGAAGAGAUAGAGGAAUAUGUUCUAUAUAUGGCGGAUCGCAUUAUCGAGUUGUGUGAAAAUUUUACGAAAGUCGGUUUGGUGAGAGAGUGUGAGAAACGAGGAAUCUCCACGGAUGGAGAGAAAAAAGCGAUGGCGAAGAGAAUUAUAUCUCACGACACGAAUGUGGCUGUAAACGAUGUGAGUCUGUGUGCCAACGACGAGGCGCUCGACAACAGCCAACGUGAGAAGCGUCUUGGAACCAUUAAAAACGGCGUAGACGAUGAUUGUUCUUCCAACGACGAUGGCAGCGAAAAAAUAUGUUACGACGAAGAAAAUGAAAGUGUCGAUGACAAAACCGAUUACGACGAAAGAAGCAGUAUCAACGACGAAAGGAGCAGUGUGGGUGCUCAUUUCCAAACCGCUGUAAAUAAUGAAAUGAUGUCAACCCCGAAAAGAUUGUAUAUGUCGCUGGAACGAAGGUCAUAUUCAUUUCGUGAUGUCGAAGACAGUAUCGAAUCUUUUGGAGCAGACGACGGCCAAGAUGUAAAAGUUUGGAUGAAACAAUUCGAGGCUAUGUCAAGGACAGCACAUUGGAAUGAUGAGCAGAAACUAAUCAUGUGUCGUAAAAAGUUAACGGGCACUGCAAAACGGUUCAUGUUCACCCAACGAGAUGUUAGUUCAUUCGUCGAGUUAAAAAGCGCACUGUUAAAAGAGUUUGCCCCAUUUGUGCGUGCAAGCGAUGUACAUCGUAAGCUGGCAGCACGAAAAAAACACCCGACGGAAUCAGUGAGAGACUACAUUUACGAAAUGCAGCGAAUUGCCCUUCAAAUAGAUCUUGAUCAACCGAGCAUAUGUGAGUAUGUAGUAGACGGGAUAACAGAGGACGAAUUCCACCGAUCUCUCUUGUACGAAGCGCAAUCCAUUGAGCAGUUGAAAGAGAAGCUACUGAACUACGAGAAGGUGCAAAGGAAAUCUUAUAAGAAAUCUCGAUCAGACGAUACAUGCACGAGGCGAAAGGAACAUCGGAAAAUGGAACCGAAAAAAGUGAGCGAGAAGGUCGACACGAAACGGCACUGUUUCAACUGCGGAGAGUCAUCGCACGUUGCUAGUGAAUGCCCACAGAAGAAUAACGGACCAAAAUGUUUUAGUUGUAACACAUUCGGUCAUCUAUCGAGAGAGUGCACGAAAAAGGUGAGAAAAGCGGAGAAAAAAAACGCAGCAGAAGUUAAUGUGGUGAAAACUGUAAACAACGCCAAACCAAGUGUGCAUAUUAAGGUGAAUGACUUAGAAAUUUGUGCUAUUGUUGACACUGGUAGUGAAGUUUCUUUGAUAAGAGAACAUUUGUGGUCAAAAUUAUCAAAAAAAGGAUUACAGUUACAGAAAUCUACACUGAAAGUGCGUGGUUACGGCGGUAAUGUACACGUUGUUUGUGGUGAAGCUGUUUUGAAAAUGUUCCUCGGCAAUAAUGAGUAUGAAAUUCGUGUUUACAUCGUGCCGCUCAGUGCUAUCGAUAUGCAAAUGUUGAUUGGCAUGGAUUAUCUUGGAAGUGUUGAUUAUGCUAUCACGCCGAGUGGUGUUCGCAUAGAAAAGUGGGCGACAGAAGAAUCCGAUCCAGAUAUUAACGACGUGAAAUGGAUUCGUCGUAUCGAGGAGUAUGUCGAUGUGAAAGAAGUUAUCGUACCGUAUAAAUAUCGCGGUCAGGUUAUGGAACUUAUUGAGAACUAUACACCAGCAACAAACGUAAGGGCGGCCAAUGAACUGACAAUAAGACUGAUGGAUAAUGAUAUAGUCUGUGAGAAUCCGCGUCGUCUCGCGCCAGUUGAAAAAGAAGUCGUGAAGAGGCAAAUAGACGAGUGGCUCAAAAAUGGAAUAAUUCAGCCGUCUACCAGCGAAUAUUCUAGUGCAAUUGUCGUGGUACCGAAGAAAGAUGGUUCGCGCCGUGUAUGCGUUGAUUAUCGUGAAAUUAAUAAAAGAAUGAUACGUGACAAAUUUCCGAUGCCUAACCUGGAGGAACAGAUAGAUCAACUAUCUGGAGCCUGUGUAUUUACCACGCUUGACCUGAAAAAUUCAUAUUUUCACGUGCCUGUGGAGCAAAAAAGCCAGAAGUAUACGUCAUUCGUAACCAGUGAGGGCCAGUAUGAGUUUUUACGUGCACCGUUUGGUCUUUGCACCAGUGGGAAUUGUUUUGGCCGAUUUAUCAAUACAGUGUUGAACGAUUUGAUCAAAGAAGGGAAAGUGAUUGUAUUUGUGGACGAUAUGAUCAUUCCAUCCAAAGAUGAAGAAGAAGGAUUGGAAGUGCUAACGACAGUGUUGAAGGUAUCUGAAGCAGCUGGAUUAAAUUUUAAUUGGAACAAAUGUGUUUUUCUGCAACGUCGUGUAGAAUCUCUUGGCUACACCGUGUACGAGGGUCGAGUUGAACCAGCACCAGCUAAAAUAGAAAAGCUGAAACAGUUCCCGCAACCGACAACGGUGAAACAACUACAGCGCUUCUAUGGACUGGCUAGUUAUUUCAGAAAAUUUAUACCAUCGUUUGCUGAGAUCACACGUCCGUUAUCAAACACGUUGAAAGGAGGAGGAUAUUUUGAAUUCACUGAGGAAGCUGUUGGUGCGUUCAAUCGGAUUAAAGACAUGUUAACAAAAUAUCCUGUGCUACGCAUUUUUCGACCCGAUGGCGAUACCGAAGUACACACAGAUGCCAGUAAAAUCGCGUUAGCUGGAAUCCUGAUGCAGCGUGCCGAAGAUGAUGGGAAAUUUCAUCCCUGUUAUUAUUAUAGCAGACUCACGAAUACUGCAGAACAGAACUACCAUUCUUACGAGUUGGAAUCGUUAGCAGUGGUCGAAUCUCUAAAAAAGUUCAGGUGUUAUUUGCUAGGUUGCAAAUUCAAAAUUCGCAAGAUGAACGUACGCGUGGCCCGAUGGGUUAUCGCUCUUGCAGAAUUUGAGUACGAAGUUGAACAUCGUCCAGGAAUUAAAAUGCCACAUGUUGAUGCUCUAUCUCGUGCAAAUGUGUUGACUAUAUCGACUGCUGUUUGUGCUCAGUUGCGUUCUGCUCAAGAAAAUGACGAAAAAGUGAAGGCGAUUAUGGCAGCUGUUGGACAAAGCGAUUCAUUCAAGGGUUACACGAUUAGUAAUAGCAUACUGUACGAAGGCGAUGGCGAAACACGACGAUUAUACGUACCGGAAUCAAUGGAGACAGCAAUAAUUCGAUCAGCCCAUGAUAAGGGGCACUUUGGCGUGAAAAAAACCAAAGAAAGGAUAUGUGCAGAUUAUUUCAUUCCUGAAGUUGAAAAGAAAAUUAAACGAUGCAUCGAUACAUGUGUUGCUUGCAUUAUCGGCGAAAGGAAACGCGGCAAACCUGAGGGUGAACUUCCUCCAAUCCCAAAAGGUGACAUCCCAUUAGACACCUUUCACGUAGAUCAUUUAGGACCGAUGCCAUCUACGAGAAAAUCGUACAAUUAUAUCUUAACGGUGAUUGAUGCCUUUACGAAGUAUGUUUGGCUAUUUCCGACGAAAACAACUACGGCAGACGAGACAUUGAAAAAACUCAAAUUAAUUUCCGAUUAUUUUGGGAAUCCGAGAAGAAUUAUAAGCGACCGUGGAUCAGCUUUCACUUCUGGAAUAUUCACCAAGUAUUGCAAUGACGAGGGCAUAGAAUUGUAUACAAUUGUGACCGGUGUACCUCGCGGAAAUGGACAGGUGGAGCGUGUCCAUCGCAUAAUAAUCCCGAUGCUAACAAAGCUGUCAAAUGAAAGGCCUGACGAAUGGUUCAAACAUGUGGGUGACGUACAAAAGUUCAUCAACAACAGUUGGCAACGUGCCAUAGAAACAACUCCUUUUCAACUGCUAUUUGGAGUUAAAAUGCGUACGAGACAAGACGAAGUACUUCACGCGAUACUGGAACGAGAAAUGCGAGAGGAUUUUGAACGGGAACGAAAUGUUUUGCGGAAUAUGGCGCAUGCAAGUAUUUCUAAAAUACAAGAGGAGAAUAAAAAGUUCUACAAUCUUCGUAGAAAACCGAUGCACCGAUAUAAACUUGGUGAUAUCGUAGCCAUACCGAAGACACAAUUCGGCGUAGGUCAAAAAGUGAAACCUAAAUAUUUUGGACCAUAUGAAGUUGUGAAGGUUUUGAAUAACGAUCGGUACGAGGGUUUUACAUCGAGUUUUCGGUUGAAUUUGAAUGCUUCUUUUGUGAGAUGGUACGAUUGUGUUGUAUUCCAAUCUGUCGCAAUGCAAAAACCAGCUACGAUGACGGUGCUAGUUUGCAUCCAUUCCCAGCAGAUUCAGACCUACGACGAAAGUGGAUCGAAUUCGUCGGUGCAGAUCCAAACAAAUUCCGUUGGAAGAUCAAUGGAAAAUGGACAGAAGAAGCUGCUUACUGGAGCUGUUCCGAUGGUGUAUUCCAGUGAAGGAAACGAAGAUGAUGAAGUUGAGCGGGAGGAUGUGAUGAUAUCGGAGGAACCUGCUGCUGCGAGCAUUGCUGAAGAAAACGAAGCAGUGGUGGAGGAAAUUGAACUGAGGUCGCUGUUUUGUAGGAUUUGCCUCAAAAAGCAAACCGAUUUGUUGCCUCUUAGUUCGAAGCUACACAAUGCGGCGCUAUCCGAUAUCAUUUUUACUAUCUCCGGUUUAAAACUCGAUUCUAAUGGCAUGGCCCCUACGAAGAUUUGCAUGGGAUGCGUUUCAAAGGCAGAUCUGGCUUUCAACGUCCGGAUGGAAUUUAUACAUAAUGAGCGGAUUUUAGAAAAUUUGAUAAAAAGCGGACAGCUGGAGCACCAUUAUAGAUAUUAUGACGACCAUAGGUAUGUCUCCAAAGGAGUGAAUGAAUUGUACUUGAAUAAUUUGAUAUCGACUGUUAAGCUUGAGGAUGCUGAGCUCGAGCAGCCAGCCGAAGCACAACUGACACAGCCCGAAAAGAUGGAAGAGGAUUGUGAACUGAGCACUAAAAAAGAGUUAGUUGAGUUUGAUGCUACGAAUGUAUCCGCAGACGCCGAGGAAAUGUUCCUGGAAGAGCACCUAUAUGAGGAACAGGAACAGGAGGAAAAAGAUGAACCAUUUGCGGAUCAUGAUAAUUCUGCGAACAUGUUGAAGCAGGAAGUGUUGUCGGAUUCGGAGAACGAAAGUGAAGGCUCUGCGAAAAAGUACGUUUUCUCGUGGAAGGAAUUGUAUAAGCCGAAAGCUGCUCCCAAAACGCAAAGGCGUGUUAUCGAGUAUCGACCGAAACCUAAAUUUGUUCCAAACACUUGCUACAUCUGCAACACAUCGCACGCUGAUGCCGAAGCACUCGACACGCAUCUGGAAGAGCACGUCGCUGUAUUGCCAUACACUUGCAGUGUGUGCAGCACCCCAACGAACCCUUCGGUGCACAAAUCGCUGGUUAUGCUCAACAGGCAUCUCCAGACCCAUUUGUAUCCGUACAAGUGCGAUGAAUGCCCUCUGCGUUUUCUGACGAGCACUACCUAUUCGGAGCAUCUGCGCAACGUACACGAGCAAGGAAACAAGGAUGGUCACACGUGUGACUACUGUGGGGAAUUCUUCACCAUCAAGCGACGAUUCCAGAUGCAUAUCUCGAAGCAUCGUGCAAUGGAAAACGGCAAAUACAAGUGUGAGCACUGCGGGAAGAUGUUCGGCAACAGCACGCUCCUUAAGCGUCAUGUUAGGAUACACACAGGCGAGAAACCAUUCGAGUGCAAAAAGUGUGGCCGUCGUUUCAACCAUGAGGCUAACUUCAAAAACCACAAGCGACUGCACAUUGGAGAAAAAGCGUACAUCUGUGAGGAAUGCGGGAAAAAUUUCGUCAGUGGAACCAUGUUACGCUAUCAUAUGGCUGAGCACUAUCCAGAUGAUCCGAAAUAUCGGGUCCAGAAUAGCGUACCGCGGCCCCGCUACAACGCCCAGGGUCAAGAGAUCACCACCUAUUCGAAACUGUACACGUGCGAAGUGGAAGGGUGCACAUUCGAGACGUACACUUAUCCCACGUUCUUCUACCACAAGAAUAUGCACACGAAGAAAUACCAAUGUGAACAGUGUGAUAAGCGCUUUCCAUUCAAGAGUUCUCUGGCCAAACAUAUCAUGAUUGUGCACGAGGGUAAGGCACCGGAACGGAACCUGCAGUGUCCCUACUGUACGAAGUUGUUCAACUGCAAGCAGAAACUCAAUCUCCACAUUGACAUUCACGAGGACAAUAGGCGCCACAAAUGCAAGUUUUGUGACAAGAGUUUCGUGCAGAAGGUAAAUUGUGUGGCUCACGAAAGGAUCCACACCGGGGAAAGGCCAUAUGCCUGCAGGAUUUGCCCGGCCGCAUUUAUCACCUCCUCCGGUAGGAAGAAACACGAAAAUACACACCAGGACUCAGAGUUGAACCAAGUAGACAGUAUUUCCAAAGAAGAGCCUGAGGAGAUAAUGGAAGAGAUUGAAGACACAAUCGAUGUGGAACAUGACGAACUGGAACCCGAGUUAGAGGUCGAGGUUAGCGUUGAUGGAGAAGAGUUGGUGGAAUAUGCUCCGUCCAGCGAAAUCGAUGUGGAGUCGUUGCCAGGGUCCUUCAGCUCGAGGCCACGGUUGUGGUUGAGCAUGUGGUGGAGAUUUUGCAGCAUUCGCACAGCUUGGGCAUCUACGAACGUAGUUGGUGAUGUCUUCAUCUAUUGUCGGCCAGAAAACGGUUCCACGAGCGAUAGCUUUUGCCCGUUCGAUGCCAGGAUGUGCUUGGUGAACUUGCUUGAGGAUCCUUUUCUGCAGGCUUUUGGGAACUACAAUUCGAUCCGCCAUCAUGAUACAGUCGUCAAUUACGGAGUAGGAAUCUCGACGGCUGAAGAAAGAUCAAACUUCUACAUCUUCGAUACCUUCGCACCACAAAGUGAUCUAAAAUUUCGUUCAAAAUUCCUGACAAAUUGUACGCUAUUUACUGAUACUAACGCAAGGACCUUCAUAGCAUACCUAGUAAGACCUCUGAUACAGUUUUCGGUAGUAUUUGAGUGCUUUAAUUGCGCGAUGGUACGUUUGUGCUGUAUUCCAAUCUGUCGCAACGCGAAAGCUAGCUGCGAUAACGGAGCGGGCUUACACCGUUUCCCAGCAGAUCCUGAGUUACGUAGAAAGUGGAUUGAAUUUGUCGGUGCCGAUCCAAACAAAUUCCGCUGGAGGACUAAAUGUAUCUGUUCGGAUCAUUUCUCCCACUCCGAACUUAUAGAAGAAAAUGGGCAGAUAAAGCUGCUAACGGGGGCCGUACCUAUGGCAUUCUCCUGCGAAGACAACGAAGAAGAUGACAGCGUUAUGCGGGAAGAUGUGAUGACAUCGGAAGAACCUUCCACUGCGAGUAUUGCAGAAGACGGAACAGCAAUUGAGGAGAUUGAACUGAGAUCGUUGUUUUGUCGAAUUUGCUUAAGGAAACAGCCCGUUUUGUUGCCUCUCAAUUCAAAGCUACACAACGCGACACUAACCGAUAUCAUCUACACAAUCUCCGGAACAAAGCUCGAUUGCAGUGGUAUGGUUCCUACGAAAAUUUGUAUGGGAUGCGUUUCGAAAGCUGAUCUAGCUUUCAAAGUUCGCAUUGAGUUCAUACAUAAUGAACGAAUAUUACAAAAUUUGCUAAACAACGGAAAACUGGAACACCAUUAUAUAUCUUAUGAGGCUAAUGGAUGUGCCCCCAAGGAUGUAAAUGAAACGUACUUGAAUGAUUUGAUUUCGGCUGUCAAACACGAAGUCACGGAACAGCCGCUCGAAAUUCAACAGCCCAAAAAGGGAGGAAAGGGUCGCAAGCAGAGCCCUAAGAAGCAGCUAUCAACCACACAUGUUGAGAUUGACACAACGGAUCCAUCGGAAGAUACCGAAGAAUUCUUCCUGGAAGAACAUUUAAAUGAGGAACUUGAACAGGAACCGGAACUAGAGGAAAAAGAUGUACCAUAUAUAGAACAUGCUAGUUCUGCGAACAUAUUGAAGCAGGAAAUAGUGUCGGAUUCUGAGAACGAAAGUGAUAGUACCACGAAAAAGUACGUUUACUCGUGGACGGAAUUGUGUAAGCCAAAAGCAGCUCCCAAACCGAAGAAGCUUGUUAUCGAAGACCGUCCGAAGCCCAAGUUUGUUCCAUACACCUGCUACAUCUGCGACACAUCGCACGCCGAUGCCGAUGCACUUGAUAUACACCUGGAAGAGCACGUUGGUUUGCUGCCAUACACCUGCGAUGAUUGCAACACGCCAACGCAUCCUUUUGUCUACAAAUCGCUGACUGCGCUCAACAAGCAUCUCCAAACCCAUUUGUAUCCGUACAAGUGUCAUGAAUGUCCGCUGCGUUUCCUGGACAAAACUGCCCUUGGAACACAUUUACGCUACAAACGUGAUGAUGAAAACAAGGAUGGCCACACGUGUGAUUACUGUGGACAAUUCUUCACUAUGAAGCGACGAUUUAAGAUACAUAUCGCGAAGCAUAUCGCGUUGGAAAAGGGUAAAUACAAAUGUGAACACUGCGGCAAGACGUUCGGUGACAGUAAUCUUCUUAGGCGGCAUGUUAGGAUACACACAGGCGAGAAACCGUUCGAGUGCAAGAAGUGUGGCCGCCGGUUCAACCAUGAGGAUAACUUUAAAAACCACAAACGUUCCCACAUUGGAGAAAAGGCAUACAUCUGUGAUGUUUGCAAAAAAAAUUUCGUUAAUGGAACCUAUCUGCGUUAUCACAUGGCGAAGCACUACCCGGAUGAUCCGAAAUAUAGGGUUCAGAAGAGGGCCCCACCGAGGCCCCGCUACGAUACUGAGGGUCAGGAGACUACCACACAUUCGAAUCGGAGAAAGGCACAGAAGAUAUUCCAAUGUGAAGAGUGCGAUAGGCCGUUUUCAUUCAAAUAUUUACUGACCGAACACAUGGCAACCGUGCACGGGAUUACACCGGAGCGAAGCCUAGAGUGUCCGUACUGUUCGAAGUCAUUCAAGAACAGGCAGAGACUCAAUUGCCACAUAGACAGCCACGAAAACAACCGACGCUACAAAUGCAAGUUCUGCGACAAGUCCUUCGUACAGAAGGUGAAUUGUGUGGCUCAUGAACGGAUUCACACUGGUGAAAAACCGCACGUCUGUAGGAUUUGCCCGGCUGCAUUUGUCACCUCCUCCGGGAGGAAGAAACACGAAAGAACACAUCAGGGGGUAGAAAUCAUUCUGGCGGAUAGUGUUCCAGAAGAACAACUCGAGGAAGUAAUUAAGGAUGAAGAUGAUAAAGAAAUUGUUUCAACAAUUUAAUCGAUAAA
This is a messenger RNA of Toxorhynchites rutilus septentrionalis, 11585 nucleotides long. RefSeq lists its product as uncharacterized. Gene Ontology annotation, biological process: proteolysis; DNA integration. The record is from RefSeq and is a predicted model, not a curated record. Gene Ontology annotation, cellular component: nucleus. Gene Ontology annotation, molecular function: zinc ion binding; nucleic acid binding; aspartic-type endopeptidase activity. Lineage: Eukaryota; Metazoa; Arthropoda; Insecta; Diptera; Culicidae. The transcript is spliced from 18 exons. Bases 82 to 11577 code for a protein of 3831 amino acids.